This is a messenger RNA of Trichomonas vaginalis G3, 1713 nucleotides long. RefSeq names its product foie gras family. Bases 1 to 1713 code for a protein of 570 amino acids. The transcript has a single exon. The record is from RefSeq and is a predicted model, not a curated record. NCBI's taxonomy places the organism in Eukaryota, Parabasalia, Trichomonadida, Trichomonadidae.
AUGAAUAAUUCGCAAGUCUUAGAGUAUGUUAAUGGGAUAAAAGCCGAAAUAAACAGUGGUAAUACAAGCAGUGCACUAAAUAUGGCAUUGUCAACAGAAAGCCCUGAUUUUGGACACUUUUACUCUCUAGAAUGCGAUUUUUGUCAACAAAUUGUAAAACUUGCAUAUGAAUUCAAUAUUAUCGAACAAUUCUUGCGAUAUUCAAUGAAAUGUUUUUCAAAAAAUCUCGUCAAAUAUCUUCCGAAAUCGUAUUUUUCUGAAUGGAGAAAAUCUUUUUAUAAUUUAUUGGUAGAUCCAAAGCUAAACGAUUCAGAAUAUCCAUCAAUACCGGUCGUACCUAACUACGAGCCAUUUAUAAAUAUAAAAUACAAAUUUAACAAAGAAACAUUUUAUGCAGAUGAACCAAUCACCAUUUCUUUUAGUUUUGAUAGCUAUAUCUCAGAACCAAUGCAAGAGAUAUCGAUUAAAAUACUCCUUGCAUCAGAAAAUAAUCCAAAUGAAGAAAUUUUUGUUUUGGAAAACGUCGACUUUCAACCGUUAGGACGUCUAACGAAAACAAUUACAAUUGACCCUCAUCCUAGAGCAUCCAAACUCCAAAUUAAAGAAAUAUUCUUUAUUAUGGACAAAUUUAUUUUCAAAUAUCCACAAAAGAACAACCCUUCCGUCGAAAUAGAACCAUACGAAAGUUAUGUAGAUGUUCAGAUUGAUCAACCACCAAAAGGAAUUGUUGAUAUCCCAAUUCCAAUCAAAAUUAAAUAUAAAUCGGGAACCUCAUUCGAUUACAAUUUAAUUUUCGUGUGGUCAUUCAAAGAAAGUUCCAGGGAUUUCCAAAUUUCAUCAUCUCCGACCAUGAAAACCCAAGUUAAUCCUUCAAUUGAAAUUAAAGCUCCAAAUACAGAAUACGAGAAGAUAAUUUACAUCACAGCCAAGAACCAAAUCUCCACAAUCAUGGAAUUCGAUUUCAGAGUUUCAAAAAGUAAUAAUCCAACAAAAUUCAAGAAAUUUAUUGAUAUUUGUGCCCUUCUUCCAUUUAAGAAUUCCAUUAAGAUAUACAACAGUUUCCGAAAUAAAAUCGAUGGCAAUUUGACGACAAACGAAGAAUACAAAGUUUGGGCCAAAUUUAAGUACCUUCUUCCAUGGAAAUGCAGUAUCGAGUCUGUACUUAUUCAUCCAAUUAAAGAACAAGGCGAAUCAUUCCAAAUUGGCGAGUUUAAUUCUACAUUUCCGAUUUCGAUUGAACAAAAAGAGAAAUUUGCCGGAAACUUCUCCAUGAUAUUUGAUAAUCCAUUAGAAGAUAAAAUGAUUGGUUUUAUUGAUAUAAGUUACAAAAUUGAAAAUUUAGAUUUUCCAGAUCUUCUCCAUUUCUCGCUUAUGCUUCCAAAAGCUACUGUUGUAUCAAGGGAAAUCGAAGUCAAGACAGAUUUCCCAUUACAAACAAGCCAAUACAUUGAAACUGAAUUUUCAAUUGAAAUUACAAGCCAUGCAAAAACUCCGCUUGACCUUUUCAUGCUUGUUGGCGAAUCCAAGAAUUUCUUUAUCAAAGGACCAAAUCUCCUUCCAAUUUCGUUACUUCCUGGCGAAGAAGAGAUUAUUGAGUUUUCUUUUUAUGCGAUUAAUCACGGAUUGCUUUAUUUCCCUAAGAUAUUCAUUGCAGAAAAUAUCGGACAACGUUGCGUGUGGGAAAUAGAACCUUCCUUAUUUGUAAGUAAUUAA